AUGUCCCCCCAGCAAAAGAUCGCGGCGGCCAAGGCCAGCUUUCGCAACCUCGACAGCCCAUUUCCACCACCUGUGGCGAUGAGAACCGAUCGUGGAAAGAAAGUACUCGAGCGCGCCGCUUAUGCGCUAGACUUUUACGGCCUCCUUCACUCGCACGCCGUGACCCAGGACGACGCGUUUCUUCUUGAUGCCAUUGCCGAACUUUCCUUGGAGCAUCUGGACCAGAUUAUGUCGUGGUACAGAUACACGAUGCUUAUCGAAGGCAUUAACAAUGUCUUCAACGGACUUCAGGUGAUCUAUCACCUCAUUACCAGCGGCAACAAGAAACUUCGAUUGGCGAUGCUCACAUCCCCAAGCGUCGCAGAAGCCGUCAUUGCCGUCGGUAUUUCCACAGUUGGUUUUUACCAGCCUCAAGAUCUGUCGUCACAGUUUCUGGAGGUUGUCCAGGCUUGCGUCUGGCACAAGUCCUCUAGGGCGUUGCUCUUCGACGGUCUGAUGGCUCUCGCUCCCACUCUCCGACAAAAGUUCAUUCACAGGACUGUCAAACUCAUUGGCUUCGUCGGCACAUCUAUCCAACGAGCUUCACCAGGAGAAUACGUUAUUCAGACUCAUAUCGAGUAUCUAGUCGGCCUCAGGGAUAUCUUCGAGCAACUAGCGGAUGACUGGCGUCUCCUUCUCUGCCUACGAGAAGAGCGCUACCUUCUCAAACUCACCGCCUUCAUCCUCCACCAGUAUCCGAAGGUCCGAAGACUCUCCCCCCAACCAGACAAAGAUUUUCCGCUCCAACUUACCACGAACCUGAUCUGGAUGACAUUCCGAUCCGCGACCCAGCAACGAAUCCAUGCCCCCGCGGCCGUUCACCAACUCGUCGCAGGGGGUCUUCUUACGGAAGCAAUCAGGUGUUUGCACAGGGUGACGAACCCGUGCAGUUUGGGUGCCCUCACCACCAUGCUUCACACAACCUCCGCCUACAUGGCUUGGUCCAAACGUGUCGCCAAUGCGGUGAAUGCCGUCAUGAAAUCGCUCGAUCCUGGUAUAGUCAAGUCCCUGGAGGAUCGCAGUCACCCUGACAAUGAGAGUUGGCUGCAAUUCUCGAACCUCGUGGGACUGUGCAGCGACAGUGAUAAGACGCCUCACAGUGUCGUAGUCAACUGUCAGAAUUUGAUGCAUAUAGACUCCGGGCCCCAGCGUGGCGGUUCGGAGUCCGUCGAGAAUGUGAAGACGUGCUCGGGCUGUCGGUCGCUUGUAUAUUGCUCGGAGAGGUGUCAGGAAGAAGAUUGGGCGAACCUGCACCGGUUCGAGUGGGAAUCGCUUCAAGAUUCACGCAGGGGCCUCGUGAAGGAAAAGAUAUGGCCACCUUGGUACACCCGUAUCCGCGCCAUGCAGCUGAUCUCGGGUGUCAUCUGGUCAUUCCGAAAAUCACGCCAGACGAGGCUAUUCCAAGAGGUCGCUCUUGUCGAUAUGUCUCCUUCCUCAACGGUGCAGGAUCUCGUGCAUAUCAUCGGCAUCUUCUCAUGGGGAGGUCAAGCGGUGCAAAGCGUCGACGCAUAUCGUGAGCAGGUCUCGAAAUUCGACCUCUGGUCGCCCACCCGUUUCGAAAAAAUCUUGGACGAAGUAAAAGCUCGCAAACUCCUCUUGUACGACUUCCCCUUCGCGUUUGGGUGCUCGAAGAUCCAUGUGCUGUGCGCAUACAAGUAUGAUGAAGCUCGGAAGAGUAUGAAGACCUCGCAAGUCUUCCACUUAAUGUCGUUUUUCGAGUGA
This is a messenger RNA of Coprinopsis cinerea okayama7#130, 1761 nucleotides long. RefSeq lists its product as hypothetical. The transcript has 3 exons. The coding region runs from base 1 to 1761 and encodes 586 amino acids. NCBI's taxonomy places the organism in Eukaryota, Fungi, Basidiomycota, Agaricomycetes, Agaricales, Psathyrellaceae. The record is from RefSeq and is a predicted model, not a curated record.